GUGAAUGAAAUCUCGUGCGGACGAGAUUACCUCAUUACCGAAUUUAUUGACAACUUGCGAAAGGAUUCUGAAUCGUUUUCUUUUAAAUCAAAAGUUGUUCAUAACAAUUUGACAACGCAGAUGCGAUUUAUAUUCCACGUUACGGUUCAUUCCUUUCAAAGAAAAUUAAUUGGUUAAGUGGCAACUAUGACAAUAGUUAUGAGAGGUAGCCCUGCUGGUGGUGAUACCAGUCAGGAGGCUCAGCAACCAGGGGGUACAACUCCUGUUGCAGCACCAGCAGCACCAGCCACAACACCACAACCAGUACCACCUACCCAGCAAUCUGGCCCUUCACCACAGGGUGAAGAGAACGGACAAGGGGAUGUUAACAUGGAACCAGGGGAGGAUGGGGAACCAGACUUCCCAAUCCAGGAACUGACCCGUCUGGAUGAAAUGAUUAAUAGACCCCGUUGGGUUGUGCCUGUACUACCAGGUGGCGAGCUUGAACUCUUGCUUAAUGCAAGUAUAAAGCUUUGUAGAGAAGGACUUGACACAAGGAGCGAGGCUUGCCAGAGAUUUUUCAGGGAAGGUUUAACAGUUUCCUUCUCUAAGAUCAUGACAGAUGAAGCAGUCAGUGGCUGGAAAUAUGAAAUCCAUAAAUGCAUAUUGAACAAUGCUGCCAAGCUAGUAGAGUUAUGUGUGGUGAAGUUAUCACAAGACUGGUUCCCUUUAUUAGAUUUGCUUUCAAUGAUAUUUCAUCCACAGUGCAAGUUUCAUACUUACAAUGGAACACGUACCUCGGAGACGGCAGCUGGUGCAACAAUUGCGGAUGAUGCCCUUUUUGCCAGACCUCCUGAUCCUAGAACUCCAAGGGGUUGGUUGGUAGAUCUAGUGAAUAUUGGCAGUUUAGAUGGCUUUCAGAUUCUACUGGACAGAUUUGCCAACAGUUCAACAUUAUCAGUACCAGUUAUUGCUGCCCUUGUCAAGCCAUUUGGAUUGUGUGCUGAAUUCUACUCCUCAUACUGUACAGAAUACUUUAUGCCAAUAGUGGAUAUUGUUCCAAAGUUUUUAGAUGGACUAACAGAUGAAGAGUUAAAGAAAGAAUCUAAGACAGAAGCCAAGAAUGAUGCACUAUCAUCUAUAAUCAAAGCAUUGAAAACAGCUAAUCGUCUUCCUAAUCAGGAAGAUACAAUCAAAAGUUUAGAGAUUUUUAGACUUAAAAUGAUUCUCAGAUUAUUACAGAUAUCAUCAUUCAAUGGUAAGAUGAAUGCCCUGAAUGAGGUUAAUAAAGUGAUAGCCAAUGUGUCAUUUCACUCAAGUAGACAUUCACAGUCAGAGGAUGAUGAAUGGCUCACAGCUGAUAAAAUGGCUGAAUGGAUACAGGAGAAUGAUGUAUUAUCUAUUGUGUUGAGAGACAGUUUACACCAGCCGCAGUAUGUGGAGAAGUUGGAGAAGAUAUUACGAUUCAUGAUCAAAGAGAAAGCACUGUCGUUACAGAAUCUCGAUAAACUAUGGGAGGCUCAGUCAGGAAAGCAUGAUGCUAUUGUAAAGAAUGUACAUGACUUGUUGGCUAAGUUAGCGUGGGAUUUCUCACCAGAACAACUUGACCAUCUCUUCGAAUGUUUCCAAGUGAGCUGGGCUAAUGCAUCCAAGAAACAGAGGGAGAAGUUACUUGAGCUGAUCCGCAGGCUUGCUGAAGAUGACAAAGAGGGUAUCAUGGCUCAUAAGGUAUUGGGUUUACUAUGGAAUCUAGCUCAUAGUGAAGAUGUUCCUACAGAUAUCAUGGACCAGGCUCUCUCAGCACAUAUCAAAAUCCUAGACUACAGCUGCAGUCAGGACCGUGAUGCACAAAAGAUGAGCUGGAUAACGAAGUUUGUAGAUGAAAUAAAGAAUGACAAGUGGGUAUUGCCAGCUCUUAAACAGAUACGAGAAAUCUGCCAGCUGUUCCCAGAGGCACCUCAGAAUUUUCCACAUGUCCCAAACAGAGUGAGUCAUGUGUACUAUAGAAACUCUGUGAUUAGUGUUCUCCAGUCUAACCAUGCCAUUGUCAUGGCUGUAGCACAAAAUCUCUCUGCAUAUAUGACAAAAGCAAGGAAUUACUUUAAAGAUCAUCCAAAUGUAGAUCCAGCAAACAUUUUACCUGAUGGAAGGUUUAAUCAUAUAGUCCAAGUUCAGGAACGCUUAAGAUUUUUGAGAUUUCUGUUGAAAGAUGGACAGUUGUGGUUAUGUGAAUCUCAGGCCAGACAAAUAUGGCAUUGUUUAGCAGAAUCUGCAAUAUAUGCUACAGACAGAGAAGCUUGCUUUAAAUGGUUUGCAAAGUUGAUGGGAGAAGAACCAGAUUUAGAUCCAGAAAUCACUCGUGAAUUCUUUGAGAAGAAUAUUUUACAGUUUGACGCCACUUUACUGUCAGAAAAUGGAAUGAAUUGCUUUGAGAGAUUUUUCAAGCAUGUAAACUUAAAGGAGAACAAGCUGAUUCAGAAAAGAAGGGGAGGUUAUAUGAUGGAAGAUCUAGAACUUGUUGGCUAUGAUUAUCUCUGGAGGGUUGUGAUGUUAGCACCAGAAGAUGUAGCAGAGAAAGCUAUAGUUCUGUUAAAGGACACAUUUACAAACCUUGGUCCACGUCUACAACAAAGUCAAAUAGAAAUCCAUGAAGACUUCAUACAAACUACCAUGGAUAGACUGAAGGCAUUGUUUGACACAGUGUCAAUACUAGAGGAGGAUAAAGAAUCUACAAAGAGUAUGAUGCAGGAGACAACACGUAUGAUACGUGUACUCACUGUACUGAAGGAGUAUGUUAAUGAAUGUGAUGAACUGUUUGGUGAGGAGAGAUCUAUACUCCCUCUCAGCAGGGCAUGUCGUGGUAAACUAGUCACUUUAGUAGUUAGAUUUCCUAAUCAGGGCAGACAAGUAGAUGAUAUAGAAAUCUGGUCACAUACUAAUGAAACUAUUGGUGCAGUCAGAAGACAUAUAUUACAUAGAGUGAAAGCUAACACUAAUGUAAAAGUAGAUCUAUAUGUAAAUGGUGAAAUCCUAGAACCAGGUGAAGAUAAGCGACUGAUAUCUCAAAUUCCUUUGAAGGAUAAAAUGUUGAUCACAGCAAAGUUGGUGCAUGUUGGCAACUCGAUGCCAUCUAGUCCAGAUUCAAGCUCAGAUAGUUCAGGGGGAUCCCCACAUCAUACAUUUGAUGGUCCAAAUGUAGAGGCGGAAAAUUGCCUCCCAGGCGUGUUGAUGUCAAACAAUCAGAGAUACGCUCAGUUCCUGUUCCAGCUGUCAGAUCUUGGUUGCUCAUUACAAGUGCCAAAGUUGCGAGACACAGGAAGAACAUUGUUAAAGUUGAUGCCAGCAGAUGUGAGUUCGAAGGAUAAAUUCCGAACAAUAUGUUCAGAACAUGUGAGGUCGGGCACAGGAACUUCACAGCAACUAGAAGCAAUGUUUUUUAAUUCCUCUCCAACUCAAGUGCUCUACAAUAUAGAGGUUGCCUACAGUUUAUUGAUGCCGUCACAAGAUCCAAUGGCUGAUGAUGCAUUUGAAUUCCAGUAUAACUUUAUCCGAAGUGGAGGUGUUCAGCUAGCACUUAAUAUGUUGACCAAAAAUAACUUCCUACCUAAUGCUGACUUACCAACAAGAAGUAUACCCAAUCAUACAACAGAGUUCACAACCAGAAAUGUUGCAAUACGACUAGGCCAACAGUUAGCAGAACAGGCUACGAGUGUGGUACCAGAUUUAAACACUAUAAAGGCGAUACAGAAGAUAGCGUGGUCAUCAGGUAGUGGUAGCCUACAUUUAGUUCAUGCCUCUAAUGAAGAGAUUCAUAAAGCGCAUGAAAAGGUAAUGUCACAGGAUAUUACACCAGAUCAGGAUGACCUGUCAGUGGCAAGGGAGGCAAUGGAAGUGCUGACUGUAUGCAUGUUACUAUGUCCCAGUGCUACAGAGGCCCUUCAUAAAGACAAAGCCUGGCAACUCUUCAUCAUAGACAACCUGUUACAUUGUAAAAAUAAACCAGUCCGUCAAUCAUCAUCAGAGCAGUUUUUCCUGAUGGCCACCAAGUGUAGCAGCACCCAUAGACCUGUUGUGUUCUUUAUAACUCUACUCUUUACUGUCCUUUCUAAUUUAGCAAAAGACAAUGCCAAACAGGCUAGUGAAUAUUUCCAGCUUCUUUGUAGAUUGUUAAAUUAUGCAUGUAGUACGGAUGUUCACCUGCCCAAUGCUGAAGUGUUGCUAAAUAAUGAAAUAACAUGGUUAAAACGGGUUCGGGACCAGGUAUUGACUACAGGAGAGAGUAAUGUAGAAGAGACCCUGUUAGAAGGACAUUUAGGUAUCACUCGUGAGCUACUUGCCUUCCAGUCAGCUGAGAAAAAGUUCCAAAUGGGUUCUCAACAAGGUGGUGCAAACCUCAUCAAAGAGUUAGUGGAGGAUUUUGUGUUCCCAGCUUCUAAGAUAGUGCUACAGAGUCGGAAAUUGAAUGGGGAGUUUCCGACAGACGAGGCAACACCAGUUUGUACAUCCCCAGCCACUGUGAUAGCAGCCUAUGAUCUUCAGGUAGCCUUGUGUACAGGCUGUGUACCUAACCUGAGAUCUCUGGCAGCCAUGCUUAUUGAUAUGUAUUAUAGUGGGGAUGUAUCAUUACAAGAGUGGGAGUAUUUACCACCAGUUGGUGCCAGGCCACAAAAGGGGUUUGUUGGGCUCAAGAAUGCAGGAGCUACUUGUUACAUGAACUCUGUUCUUCAACAGUUGUUUAUGAUAGAGCCUAUACGAGCUGGUAUAAUGUCAGUAGAGGGCGCUGCAGAUGAUGUAGAGGAAGAUUACUCCUCUAUGGAGAAAGGCGAGGGAGAGACGAAUGUAGACAUGGCGGAGGAGGAGAGAAAGGAUGAGGAGAAGCCAGUGUCUAACAGAGACGAGGAGAGGAAGGAAUAUAAUCUGGGUAUACUCAAACAAAUACAGCUUAUCUUUGGUAAUCUCUAUGCCAGUAAGCUACAGUACUAUGUCCCCAGGGGAUUCUGGAAACACUUCAAAUUAUGGGGUGAGCCAGUGAACCUGAGGGAGCAACAUGAUGCCCUUGAGUUCUUUAACUCCCUGGUAGACAGUGUUGAUGAAGCUCUCAAAGUACUCGGACAACCUACCAUACUCCAGAAAGUGCUAGGAGGAUCCUUUGCUGAUCAGAAAAUCUGCAAAGACUGCCCACAUAGAUACCAGAGAGAAGAACCUUUUACUUCAUUGAAUGUAGAUAUACGUAAUCACCAUAAUUUAUUUGAGUCAUUAGAACAAUAUGUAAAGGGGGACUUGUUGGAGGGAGCAAAUGCUUAUCACUGUGAUAAAUGUAAUAAAAAGGUGGAUACUGUGAAAAGACUUGUGAUACGAAAGUUGCCUAAAAUCUUAGCCAUACAGUUGAAACGAUUUGAUUAUGACUGGGAAAGGGAAAGUGCAAUAAAGUUCAAUGAUUAUUUUGAGUUUUCUCGUGAAUUUGACAUGGAACCAUAUACAGUUCAAGGACUGGCUAAAAUAGAAGGUGAGAUUAUUGAUGCUGACUGUGAUGAUAAAGGACAGAGUACAAAGUAUAAAUUGAUAGGUGUUGUUGUACAUAGUGGUCAAGCUAGUGGUGGACAUUAUUACUCCUAUAUCCUUCAUAAGGGUGAAGGAGCACCUAAAUGGUACAAGUUUGAUGAUGGUGAUGUCUCCGAGUGUAAGAUGGAUGAUGAUGAGGAAAUGAAGAAUCAAUGUUUUGGUGGAGAGUACAUGGGUGAAGUCUUUGACCAUAUGCUCAAAAGGAUGACAUAUAGACGUCAGAAGAGAUGGUGGAAUGCUUAUAUCUUGUUCUAUGAGAGGGUAGAUGAUGUGGAGGAUGAGAAAAUCUCUAAGACCAUUCAAGACCUUAGCAUUAGCACCCCUAAACCAAAGAUGCCAAAGACGAUAGAGAAGUGUGUACGUAAACAAAAUAUAAUGUUCAUGCAUGAGAAGACACAGUUCAGUGCAGAAUAUUUCCAGUUUAUGAAGAGAUUAUUGACCUGUAACCAGAUAUAUACACAUUCUAGUAACACACAAGAUAAACUGUCACAAGAAGCAGAACACCUGGCUUUGUUGAGCACUGAACUUGCUUCAAAAUUCCUCUUUACAGUGGGCUUUCAUACUAAAAAAUCUCUGAGAGGGUCAGCGACUGAAUGGUACGAGGCCCUAACCUGUAACCUUAGGUCUAGUAAGAAAGUACGGAUGUGGUUUGCACAGAAUGUUAUGUUUUCACAACCAGGAAGAUUUGCAGAGUACCUUCUAGAGUGUCCUAGUUCUGAGGUACGGAAUGCAUUUUGCAAGGUUGUUGUAUGUUUGGCUCACUUCUCUCUAAAUGAUGGUGCAUGUCCCCCACCUUUAGUGCAAGGACUGUAUGCUGGUCAUUCUGGAGACCCUAAAGAAACAUUAAGUGAUCAUUUAUUGAUGGCAGUGUUAAACUUACUAAAGAAAGAAGUAUCGGAGCAUGGUCGACAUCUACAACAAUACUUUCAUCUGUUCCUAAUGUACUCAAACCUUGGGGUAGCUGAGAAAAUGCAUUUACUGAAGUUGAAUGUACCAGCAUUGUUUAUGAUGGUAGCUCUAGAUGAGGGACCAGGUCCACCAAUCAAAUACCAGUAUGCUGAGUUGAGUAAGCUGUACUCUGUAGUGUCACAACUUGUAAGAUGUUGCGAUGUAUCAUCUAAAUGUACCUCAUCGGUGGCAAACCAGGAAGCAGCAGCUAACCCGUACGGUGACCAGAUAUUGAUGCCAAUACAACCACAGGUUGCUGAUAUACUCAUCAGUAGAACUAGUUAUGUCAAGAAACUUCUAGAAGAUUGUAACAACUCUGAGGAUACAACCAAAUUAUUAAGAUAUUGUUGCUGGGAAAAUCCACAUUUCUCAUCUACUGUUCUCAGUGAACUUUUGUGGCAGGUUGCCUAUUCGUACACAUAUGAAUUGCGGCCAUACUUGGAUCUUCUUCUACAAAUGUUGUUACUAGAGGACUCGUGGCAAAAUCACAGGAUACACAAUGCUCUUAAAGGUAUUCCAGAUGAUCGUGAUGGGUUGUUGGAUACAAUACAAAGAUCUAAGAGUCACUAUCAGAAGAGAGCAUAUCAGUGUAUUAAAAUGAUGGUAGCAUUGUUUAUGCACUGUCCACCAGCCCAACAAAUGUUACUUAGCAACAGUGAUCUGAAGAGACGCUGGACCAUGGCUGUAGAGUGGUUGAAUGAUGAACUUGAAAGGCGACCAUACCCAGGAAAUGCCCAGUAUACCUAUAACAACUGGUCACCCCCAGCACAGUCAAAUGAAACAUCUAAUGGAUAUUUCUUAGAGAGAUCACAAAGUGCACGGGUAACAUUGGCUAAGGCUAUUGAAUUGUGCCCAGAUCCAGAAGAGGACCAGGAAGAUGCAGAUUUAACAGAUGACCAGGAAGGUUCCCAUCUAGAUGAUUCACAACAAGGUCUAGGUCAGGAGGACACUGAGAGGUCACAAGGUCAGAGGUCAGCUGAUGGCAGGCAGGUUCAGAACAAUCAGGUAAAUGUGGAGAAGUCACAACCAGUACAACCUAACAACCAAAUCAACAAUCAGCUUAACACACCGUCAACCAGUGAACAACAACAACAACCAGCAUCAACCACACCUGAAACUGGCGAGGCUGAGGAGAAAAAUGAAACAAAGGUAGUGAAAGAAGAAAGUGAUAAAAGCGAGAAGCAGACAAAAUCCAGUCAACAAGAAUCCACCACAAAGUGUGACCCGGAGCAAACCUCUAAAUCUAUACCAGAUCCUGGAACAUCCAAAUCUGCACCACAGGAGUCUAACACAACAAAAUCCACUAACAAAGAGCCAAAGGCUGUCAAUAAAGACAAAGGGAAACCUGUUUGAACACCUUUUUAAAUGUGGCAGAUGAAUUGAUAAUGUACUUCAGUUGUUAUGAAAAUUGAAAGGGGAAAAAAAAUCAUCCGUUCAGUGUAAAAGUGUAAAAGUGUUUUGUUAGGACAAAAAAUGUUAAUUUUUUAGUGUGACUGUGCUUUGUGUAUAACUGUCCCUUUUAUAGCAGAUAUUACAUUCAGUGCCAUCUCAUAAGGAGUACAAUACAUUUAGUUGUAGCAAAGUAAUUGUGGGCAUGUCAAACACUUGCAAUGUCAUGAAAACAUGUAUAUACAUAUAUACAACCUAUAGUGAUAAAUUAGAUGUUCAUAGUAUUCAAUAUUUUAUUGAAACAUUUUGUUAUUGAUAUUGUUCAUGGCAAAGACAGGGUGUAGAAAAGCAGAUAUUUGAUAAGAGUUGUGGCCCCUUGCUUAUAGUGUAGUGUAACCUGCUGCUAAAGGUAUAGACCUUUUUAGGUCCUUGAAAAUACGACCAUAAGGUAUAAUCCAUUAUGGCAGAAUGGGGGUGUUAGUGAAAUUGUUUAUGGAAUUUUCAUAUAAAUGACUUCUCUGUCAAUUGGGUUUCUAUUUUUACUAGAAAGUGAAUUGAAAAUUUUCUUUCUUAAUUGCAUUGUAAAAAAUGACAAUUGAAAGAAUUUUUACAUAUUAAAAAGGUCAUAUAUGUUGAUACACAUGAUGGUUUUAGAAAAGAUUUGUGUACAGAAAUUGUUAAGUAAUGAUAGGAAUUUUGGUUUUUAAAAAACAAAAUUAAAGCAUUCUUUGUAUAUGAAUAAAUCUUCUUCUUGUUUUAAGUAUAAACUUUAAGGACAUUGUUAGUUUAGUACUACACCGAUCUUGAGUCUGAAUUGUAGUUGUAAUUUAAGAUUAUUUAUUAACCUUAUUAUGGUAGGCGCUAGGCAGACAUAUUAAUUCAUCAUAAAGUUACAAGUCGGGUAUAUUAUGUACAGUUUACUAUAGUUAAAAGAUUUUACCUGGACAAAUAUUGAACCACAUGACUGGUUAUUUUGGUGUAGUAUGUUCAACAUGAAUUGUUAAAGAUAUUUAUUCCGACCAUUUUCUUAUCAACGUAGAAGGUUUUGUAGAACAAUGUUUUAAAAUAUCUAAAAGGGAAUCUUAAAGAUUCUUUGUUUUAUCUCUUAUUAAACCCAUGUGCUAUUGUUUUGAUGUAAAUACUGUCUUUGAAAACUGUUUUGUUAACAUGUGUUUUAAUUAUUCUUGUACAAAAUGUUUUCUACUUGUAUCUUUUACUCUCACACUCUCUCUCUCUCUGGCUUUUAUUUGUGUAUGUUGUAUUAAAGUGAUUAUAGCGCGAUCACAGAGUUAUGUACAUAGAAACAUAUGAGCACACACAUUGUUAUACAUAUUCUAUAAUGUAGGUAUGACAUAAAUAUUGUCAGCGUUCAGUGAAAGCAAAGUAUAUGUGAAAUUGCUUGCUUGUUAUGUCAUCACAGUGUACAUUCAUUUCAUACAAAGUUAACUUAUCAAACAAUCUGUCAGUUUAAAAGUUUGGGGGAAAUAAUAUAUAUCACUACAUGUGACUUGCAAAUGAAUGUCCUGAGUUGUGCUUAACUCGGAACACACUUCAUUCCAGAUUUUUAAAAAAAAUAUAAGAUGACAGGUUUCUUUAUCAUCAUCCCUGCAAGGUGCGGUUUUUAACAGUUUGGGUUAUAAAUGGUUGAUGUGAUGCUAUGGUAAAUAUCUUUACUCUUGUCUGAGAAAUGUUAUAAAUGGUAAGCUUAUUUUACUAUAUAAAAUAAUCAAUUUUUUGUUGCUGGAAAGCAUGCUUUUUCGGAUGGAAAAACAACUUCAUUUUAAAUGCAGCCCUUUAUUUACUGAAGAGUUUCUGAUAAUUAACAUUUCGCAUUUUUUGUGGGGAAAAAUAAAACUUCAUUAUCCAGUCAUCAUGUAUAUACAGUAUAUUAAUGCUAGAACAUGUGUUAUGUCAAUAUUUAUAUAUACAUGUAUAUAACUAGUUAUUACUGGUGACCUACAUAUUACUUAUAGCCAUUAUGACUUGCCUACAUGUAUGUCACCACUAUCAAGUCGAACCAUCCUGAGGACUGACCAGAAAGCUAAUUAGUGUAAGCAUUCAACCCAUCCAAAAUCCCCAAAAUAACCAAUGAACUUGAUUAAAAAGCAUAGCAAAUCCAUUGUUUAUUUAGUAUAUGAAGUAUAUGAUCUUAAUUAGGAAAAAAGCCUGUAAAAACCUAGAUGACAUCGUUGAACGUUGAAAUCCUGCAAGAUUUUUUGUAUGUAAUGUUGAAGAAUGUUUAUGCUGGAAUGUAUUAUAGUGGUCUGUACUUGAUGUACAGCUUUUUGUUAAGGUUCUUUAAUUUAUUGUUCAAACUUUUUUUUGUAUUCAUAUUGAAUAAAUAUAUUUGUUGCUUGAAUGUGAUUGUUCCAUAGCAAGGAUCUAAAUUAUUUUAUAAUGAAGUAAAUUUUGACACUUUCAA
Molecule: messenger RNA, 10300 nt
Organism: Ruditapes philippinarum (Manila clam)
Lineage: Eukaryota; Metazoa; Mollusca; Bivalvia; Venerida; Veneridae
Product: probable ubiquitin carboxyl-terminal hydrolase FAF-X
Biological process (GO): cell migration; protein deubiquitination
Cellular component (GO): nucleus; cytosol
Molecular function (GO): cysteine-type endopeptidase activity; cysteine-type deubiquitinase activity
Source: RefSeq, a predicted model, not a curated record